AUGGCAGAAAGAUCGUUUUCAUACAAACCUCUGCCAAUAGAACCAGAGAUUGUUGAGAUUGGGCAUGGGGAGAUCUGGUCCAAGAUACCUAAAGCAAAUUUGAUCAUUUCUUCUGAGUUUUACGCGAAAAAUGUGUCAAAAAUAGGUUUAAAAUUCGAUAUUCCGGAUAUUACAGACAGAAACAUACUUGACAUAGUCAUCGAAAUCAUCAACUUGAAUUCAAUCGAUAUUCCAGAGGAAAAAUGGCAAAUUAUUCGAAAUAUUUUACUAAAACUCGAGUGCAACGACAUAUUAAAGAACUUAGACAAUCAAAUAGAGAAAAUACUCAACGAACGCGCCAAAUUAAUGGAAGAAAAGCAGAGAGAAACCGAAAAUCCAACAAUUUCUGUUUUCUUCAAGCUAAAUACUGGCGCAAACGUAAUUGUGAAGCAUCUCAAAGCUAGCAUGCUCAUAAGUGAAGCCAAAAAGCUUAUAUCUGCCGUAACAAACAUGAAACCAGACUCAAUUUUGUUUCAAAUUAAAGACACACUUCUUCCGGACGAAAAAACUCUCUCGCAAUGUGGACUGACCAACAACUCUAUUAUCACAUUCUUUUACGAUACUCCUGAAUACAGAGAGGCUUUACGAAGAAAGCAGCAAAUGCAACAAGCAGCUGCAGCGAGAGCAGCACCACGGCCACCUCCUCGACCACCAGUACAAAAUACAAGGGUCCAACCUCAAUUAAAUCCAGUACAAAAUCAAAAUUAUAAUAUUCCUCAGAGAAACAUGGCCGUUGGUGCCCAAUACUUACCUAAUAUUCAAAACAGAGCACCCAUGGCACCAAAACCUCCAGUUACAAAUCAAGAUAUGGUUAUGCAGCAAUUAAGAGCUACAGAAGCCAUGACACCUGCUCUUUUGGAGCGUUUGGCUCAUAAUCCCCAAUUGUUGAUGCAAUAUUACCAACGAAUUCGCAAUAAUUUGACGAAUCAAGAGCAAAUCAGACAAAGACAGCAAAUGACAGCACCAACAACACCUGCUAAGCCUCCUCCUCCGAAACCUGUUCAAACUCCCCCGCAACCAAAGAUAGAACCUCCAAAACCAAAAACAAAAGAAGAAAUUGAGGCAGAAAGAAGGAAAUUGCUAGAAAACAUACAAGAAACAACAACGCCGUUGAUGGAACCAGCGGAUAAAUCACAGUUAAUUGUAAUUUUGCCAAAUCUCAAAAAAGUUGGUGUAAAACUUAAAUCUACAGCCCUAAAAAUAGAGAAACUGAAGGAAGCCGUGUGUAAAAACACUGCUUAUGCACCUGAGAAACACAAACUAGUGUACGAAAGAGUUACAAUGCUCGAUACAAUGAAAUUGUCUGAUUACAAACUAGCAGGCAGAGCUCCAGUUUAUUUAUUACCAAAAUAG
Trichomonas vaginalis G3 is the source of this 1392-nucleotide messenger RNA. RefSeq names its product ubiquitin-like domain family. Gene Ontology annotation, molecular function: protein binding. The transcript has a single exon. Gene Ontology annotation, cellular component: VCB complex; elongin complex. Gene Ontology annotation, biological process: transcription elongation by RNA polymerase II. Lineage: Eukaryota; Parabasalia; Trichomonadida; Trichomonadidae. The coding region runs from base 1 to 1392 and encodes 463 amino acids. The record is from RefSeq and is a predicted model, not a curated record.